UUCAGAUUCUUCUCUUUAGUCUCUUGUUUCUAACACUCACGAUCCUCUUCAUAAAUGGCUUCAGCGUGCAGCAGAAUCGCGCAAAGAGCUUCUUCAUUUUCUUCCAUAAAAUCAACCAUCAAAUCCACUCUUCGCUCUUCAUCCUUCUCCAACACCGCCACCACUACUUCUCCUCUUCGCCAAUCCAUUUUAACCAGGGUUGCUCCGGAACUGAGAUGCGCGCAGUCGAUGCUGCCACUGCAUAGUGCGGUUGCGACGGCGAGGAUGACGUCAUGCCUGAGAACAACAUCUCGGAGCUGCCGAGCGCUAUCACAGGGCACAUAGUUAAUUGGGAGCUUGCGGGACCAGUCACUUUUGACCUACUGCCUCAUUACCAAGUAUGAAAAGAUUAAGUGUUCUUUUAACAUUUAAUAAUAAUCUCUUAGCAAUCUUAUAAUACAGCCGUAUCUGUUUCAUAAAAAUGUUCUGAUUUUUCACCAAUGUAUGUUAGGAUAAGAAUGGAUUUCAUGUGCAGUAAUGCCCUCCUCUUUUCUUUUGUUUUGGAAUUGAAAAGUGGAAUUCAGAUGUUUGACGAAUGAAAAUUGUGAAGUCGAAUUUAGCAUCAUUUCUAGAAUAAUUGACAACAUUCAUUCCUUUUUCUUCGCUCAAUAUUUUCUUGCUAAGGCUUUGAGGUUGAGUAUCUUGCACUUGUAAUCAAUUGCUCUUUGAAAGAGGUCUGGUGAUUUCCUUUAGAAAACCCCAAAUGACUAGUUCUUUGCUAUUUUUCAUGUGCUUAAAUGUAGCAAAUGUGAUGAACAAUUAAAACAUUAGAUGGGGGCAUUUUUGGCAAUCUAUUUCAGUUUGAUGUGUUAAGGAGGCCUAUAGAAGUCCUUGUAAGGAGGAAGGAGAGUGGAUAAGAUGAAUGUUAGUCUAAUGGAGGAGGUGGAGGGAGACUUGGAAACCAUGGAAGAAACUAUUAAAACAAUUUAGAACUUGGUAAUCUAAAUAUGAACAGGAUUUCAUGCGUCAUCUAAUCAUUGUUUGUUGCCAAUCUCACCAAUUGGGUCAAGAGUCCAGACUUAGUAAUUGUGGUAGUUGUUGUAUUUUGGUUUGAUGUUCCAUUGGACUAGUUGCAAUGUUUUUUCCAUCCAUUAAUUAGUAUGAUGAUUCUGGUGUGGUGGAUACAAUUAGAUUCCAAAAUUUUCGUUGUGAGGUCAAUUUAUUACCAUACUUCCACUGCUCCUUAACCUUAGCAAAUAACAUAUAUGUAAUUCUUUAAAUUAAUAAAAUAACCAUGCUACGAGAUGGUUACCCACAUCUUUCUUGUGUU
This is a messenger RNA of Arachis duranensis, 1309 nucleotides long. RefSeq names its product protein NONRESPONDING TO OXYLIPINS 2, mitochondrial. The transcript is spliced from 3 exons. The record is from RefSeq and is a predicted model, not a curated record. Lineage: Eukaryota; Viridiplantae; Streptophyta; Magnoliopsida; Fabales; Fabaceae. The coding region runs from base 55 to 324 and encodes 89 amino acids.